AUGCCUGGACGAGAUAUCAUCUCUUGGUGUAAGCUGAUUACAGGGUACGCACAAAAUGGGUUUGUUGAAAAAGCCUUGGAGGUAUUUAGGGAAAUGCAAUUGACAUGUGUAAAGCCAAACUCGACAACCUGUGCUAGCAUCCUCCCGGCUUGUGCCAAAAUGGGAGGUUUAGAACAGGGAUACGCACAAAAUGGGUUUGUUGAAAAGGCCUUGGAAAACUCACAAGCAAAUGCAAUCGAAAGGUGUAAAGCCAGACUCCGCAACCUUUGCUCGCAUCCUCCCAGCCCGCGCAAAAAUGGGGGUUUUGGAGCAAGGAUAUGCACAGAAUGGGUUGUGGAAGGAUGCUCUCAAAAUAUUUUUUUAAUGAAACAUUCUGGAACACACCCUGACCAUAGAAGCUUCACUUGUGUUUUAUUUGCAUGCAGCCAUGCAGGGGAAAGAGAGGAGAACGCAGCAAAUUCGUGUGGAACAGAUAUAGUAGACAGACAUGAGCGUGAGCGACAGGGUUGGGGUCGAACAGAAAAGAAAAAUGCAGAGAGGAGUGGGAAUAGGAGGCGACUGGGCUAA
Messenger RNA from Cryptomeria japonica (Japanese cedar), 567 nucleotides. Its product is annotated as putative pentatricopeptide repeat-containing protein At3g49142. The record is from RefSeq and is a predicted model, not a curated record. The transcript is spliced from 4 exons. Gene Ontology annotation, molecular function: protein binding; RNA binding. Bases 1 to 567 code for a protein of 188 amino acids. Gene Ontology annotation, biological process: RNA modification. Lineage: Eukaryota; Viridiplantae; Streptophyta; Pinopsida; Cupressales; Cupressaceae.